Molecule: messenger RNA, 1973 nt
Organism: Trichomycterus rosablanca
Lineage: Eukaryota; Metazoa; Chordata; Actinopteri; Siluriformes; Trichomycteridae
Exons: 13
Coding region: 18-1790 (590 amino acids)
Molecular function (GO): protein binding
Source: RefSeq, a predicted model, not a curated record
UCCAUUUUAGCACGACUAUGGGGAAAGUACACUUUUAUGCUGUGUGGUCUUUACACGAAGCACCUCGUCAGUUCAUCAGUAAAGUGAACCGCACCAGUUACCAGCUCCAGAUUCCUCUGCCAUUACCCAAACAGCUUGUCGUGUUCAGUCUAGGAGACUGGACCUCAUUUUCUUGUGAGACUACUAUUUUAAUUGAGGUAUUCGUGAGUCCAGAUGUUCAAACACAGAAAAUUGGAGUCCUCUCGCCACAUUCAAGGUGCUUGGUGUGGGAAGGAGAUUGGACACUUGACCUUUUAGCUGCAUCUGCAGAGAAAAGAAGGAGAGGUGCACGUGCAAAAGUGUUGCUAACUGUUUGUGGAGAGGUGAAAGCCAGCUUUGUUAGUAGUACACCACUGGUGAAAAGAAAACGACUGGUUUGCAACCAAUCCAUCAGUCUCUCCCAUUCCCACCUGAGCAGUGCUAGUAACAACAAUCUCACAUCUCAGAAAUCGCCUGAAGAGACUGUCAGCUAUGCUGAGCUCAAAACAACCAAAGAGGAUACGCAGAACACCAGCCUUGGAGUGUGGACUAUGGAUAAAACUCCAAGACGGUCAGUGAUAGGAAAGAGAGGACGCAUUUGGAGCUGUGAGGGACCUGAAACGCCACAGAAGUCAAUUCAAGAUACCAGCCCUAAGAAGCGCAAACUAAACCAAAUGUGUGAAUCACAAAAUGAGAAGGAAGUUGUCAAAAGGACAAGGAAUUACAGGACAGAGCACCCAUCAAAGCGCUGGCACCAUGCCAUGUGUAUAUGUGAUCCAGACACAGCUAUUCUGAUUGGUGGGGACACUGGAGACCAAGCCCACUGUACAGAUUCAGUAUGGAAACUGGAGAUCGAGGGGGAUUUUUGGUUCCCCAUAGAUUCCUCUGCAUCUGGGCCUCUCCCACAAAGUGCUCAAGGUCACUCUGCUGCCUUCGACCCUGAGCUUAAAGCUGUGUAUGUGUAUGGUGGCCUGAGAAAAGGUCAGCGCUUUAGUGAUAUUUAUGUACUGGAUACUUUGACAUGGAAGUGGAAAGUCAUUAAAGCCAGGGGGAAUGUUCCAUCACUAGCAUACCACAGUGCCAGUAUCUAUAAGAGUGAGCUCUAUGUGUUUGGAGGGUUGCAGCCUAGUCGCGGUUCUGCAGGCAACAUUUGCAGUAACGCCUUGUACAUCUUUAACCCUGAACAUGAGCUGUGGUACCAACCAAUUGUGGAGGGUGACCGUCCUCUUCCCAGGUUUGGCCACUCCACCACACUACUGCCUGACAAACUAGUGAUAUUUGGAGGCAGGAAAACUGCUGCCUACUUCAACGAUCUCCACAUUCUAGAUCUUGGAUUUAUGGAAUACAUAUCAGUGAAUUAUGAGAACAUGCCACCGUUGGCCCGUGGGUUUCAUGCUGCUUUGCCUGUGUCUGACAACAAGUUGCUGAUCAGUGGAGGCUGCAGUGCUUUGGGAGCACUACAAGAUCUCCAUCUCUUCAGUCUAGAUACCAACUGCUGGACGUCGCUGGUGUGCCCAUUGCUCACCUCAAAGCCUCGUGCUGGCCACAGUCUGAUUAUGCUGAGUGACACUGCUGCCUCACACACCGAUAAGAGGGGCCAGGGAGAUGGCCAUUACACCUGCCCCUCCAUCCAAUAUUCCAUCUUGGUGUUUGGGGGUUCAGAUUGUGCUGGAACAUUUUAUGAGGAUACAGUCAAAUGCACAAUCGAUAUUCCUUCUCAAGUGCAGGCAAAGGAAACAAGCAAGAUCAGAACGUACAGAUGGGAAACCUGACAGCAAAGGUUUCCUUACAAAGAGUAAAUUCGAGGGUUUUUUUUUUUUCCCACCACACUAUUUAUGGGAGAACAUGGAACUUCUUCUGAUGAAUAGCACUUUUUUAAACUUCUUUUUAAGCCGAUUAGGUAUUUUACAUAUUUAAACAGCUGUUUUACAGCUAGUGUUUUGUGAUUAUUGCAA